AUGGAACACAACAACCGUCUCCAGAGCGGCUUCAAUCCACAGGACGUCCUGCCAGCGAAGGACAGCGAGCCGCAAGGCCCAAACGACAAGAUCCGUGGCAGUCAGGGCCAGGUCACCGAUCCCAUUGAUAUUUCCAGUAGAGAUCCCAGUUCGGAACCAUUCGAUGACUAUCAUACAGAAGCUCGUCGUGAGCAGUGCGGGUUCGCAGGCGGCAAUGGCGAGAACAUCCACCACCAGCAAGAUGUGGCUGAUCGUACCGGCCAAUACAACGGCCGAGAGCUGCAGCUGCAGCCUGAAGACAAGCCUGGCGAAGUAUUCAGUGGAUUGUACCAGGAUGAGGCCGAGAUGCAGCUUGCAGGAAAAAUGCGGAACCAAGGUAUACACUCUCGCCUUUCUACGUCCUCAUUGUCCGCUGACACAUCUUUGCAGCACCGCAUGGUGAUGAUUACAUUGUUGACCCACCUCACGGCCAUCAAGGCCCUGACGACCCAAAUCCAAUCCAAGAUAUAGCUUGGCAAACCCACGCCCAGGGGCGAGACAACGUGGCGAAGGAUCUGAAGCCGACGAAGAAGAAGCGCAAGAAGCAACAGUCGACUGGGAACAACCAAACCCACCAAACAAAUGUAGGCCAUCAGCAAGGUCAUCAGCAAGAGAUCGGUACAGCUGGCUUGAUUGAACGUGGACGUCCCAGAUUUGGCAUGCCUGUGCCUAUCUGGAACACCGCAGCUCCGCUACGGGAUCAGACUUCUGCUCGGUCGUCCAUACCGCCGCAUUUUUGCCUUGCUCCGCACCAUUCUGCUACCUCUGCUAUCGCUUUCCGCCGCCCCCUGUCCCCACUGGCCUCAUGGAAUCCAUUCCAAAGCGCUGGUGGAACCACCACUACUGUCGCUCGCGAGCAAAGUGCGAGUCGACCAUCUCGCGACCGGACUCAGAGAAGCGACCAGAAGCUGAGUUCGAAGAGCAUAUCUAAUCCUGAAGAUGGUAUGGAAGAAGCUUUUCAGGAUCUCAAGCGGAAAAUGAGCACGCAUCGCCAGAAGCAGCUCGACGAGAUUGACUUGGAAAAUACAAGACUGCGGAAUGAGCUUGAGGACAACCAAAAUCACAAGCGCACGUUACAGCAUCAGCUCGACGCUCUUCAGCGAGAGAGAACCGAUAUGUCCGGCACAAUGGAGAAGCAGAAAGCCAAGAUCCUCGGAUUCGAAGUCAAAGUUGGCAAGUUCAAGACUUUUGUUGAUGGGCUGGGUAAAGACGUCAGCAUCCUUAAGCGCGAGGUCAACGAAAUCCGCUCUAGGAGCGAACAGUCUGCCGAGGAGGCAACCUCGAACAGGGAUGUGCAGGAUGCUCUACUCGAGCGACUUUCAGGUUACUCUGAAAAGGCCGUUCAGCUUAAGAACCAGGCCAUCAAGGCAUGUCAAGAUGCACACUUGGACUUGUCAGCCGUGACUGCCCGGUGCACUCAUCUCGAGGAGCAGCUGAGUAGCAACGCGGAGCGCCUGGCCGAAGAGAAAAACCUCCGAUCGCAGCUUGAAUCUCAGUUGAGCUCUUCCAGAAGCGACAAUGAAGCCGUCAUUCGCGAGGUCAAGUUCAACAACAACUCCGUGCUGGACAAAUUGUUCGAGGUGCAUGCAAUCAUGGAGGACGCGGACAAACACCGAAAAGUGAAUGAGAUGUUGGAAACAGUCAUCGCCGCAGUCCAAGGUCUGAACUCCCAGCAGACCUCUACAGUGCAGGAGGUGUCUACAGUGAAGGACUUGGUUGAGUCCCUCUCUGAGCUGUGAGUUCCCGACCUUCGAUGCGGAUGCCGCAGACUGACCUUUGUGCAGAGUUUCCAGCAACGAAGAUCACGACACUGAGCGCGAUAACGUGGCAUCACUCAAAACUCAUGUCGAUCAAGCUGUGGACGGACUAAAGGUCGACUUGUGUCAGUAUGAGAAGCUAUCGGCUCAAGAAGCAUCGAACCGCGAGAUGAUCGCCAGCCUGCAAGAGAAAUUGACCACCAGCGAAGCUCGGAUCGUCGACCUAACAGCACAGAUCUCGGAGAGCAGUACUAAUGAAGACUACCGGGCACAACUCCGCGAGGCCAAAAUCGAACUCCAGACUAAAUCAACUGCCCUUGAAUCCGUUCAAGUUGAACUUGCCGGGAAAAUGAAAGAGUUGGAGAAACUCUCGUCCGACCACCAAACCCUCCAGCAACGCACACAUCACACACCCUUGCCGUCGCCAAACAAGUCACGGCGGGAGCUUGAAGCUGCAAAAGCUGAAGCACGUGCCGAGAUGCUCGUCCAUGUUGAGCAGCUUGAGGGACAGAUCAGAUCAAAGUCCGCAAAUCAAGUCAAGGCGCUCUCGUCGGAGCGCGACAAAGCCCAGAACAAGGCAGAGCAAUUGCAGACGGAGCUGAAUGAUGCAGAGCGAAAGUUGCAGGAUGUCAAGAAAGGCGACCGUGCUUCGCAGAUUCAGGAGAGACUCAUCGCAGCAGAAGCUCUUGCCGAAAAGCGCCGGAAGGAACUCGAGUCACUCCGGUCAGAGUUGCGCCAGGCUGAUGAAGAAGCUCGGAUUGCACAAGAAUCAGAAGCAGCACUGAAUGAGCAGAUCGAAUCCGAACGCAGUAAAGCACAAGAUUUGCGAAGCCGGCUCCACACUGCUGGAGAAGAGCUCGCGGGUGCUAAGAAUUUGGCACAACAGCGUGAGGACGCACUUGGGUCGGUCCAACAGGAACUCGCACAGGCUGAUGAGCGAGCUCGUUCCGCAGAAGAGUCAGAGACGAGUUUGAUUGCGCAAGUCGGACACGAGCAUAGCACAGCGCAAGACUUGAAGAGUAGACUCCAUGCCGCCGAGGAAGCCAGAACUGAGGCAGAGACGUCACUGGAAAAGGCCACUGCGACAUUUGACGACAAGCUCGCGAAGUAUAAGGCACAGGCAGAUGCGUCUUACACUGAGGUGCAGCAUCAAUGCGCCAGGCAGAUCCAGGAUUUGCAGAACCGCUUGGCGGAAUCUCAGAGAGAGCUCCAGGCGAAGCAAGCCGAAGAUGAGGUGCUUCACUCAAACCUGGACAGAAGCUGGAAGAGUGAACAGCAAAAGCACAAAGAAGAGAUUGCCAGUCUGAGAGCCAAGAUCGCAGAAGUUGAAUCGAACCGUGAUUCGGCACGCGCGGCUGAGAAGCACCUCCAGGAAGAGCUGGCUAAGGCAUCCAAACAGCUAGAGCUGAGCCGACAGAAGCAGAAUCUGCCAAAGGCUCGAGAGCGCUCUGCCGUAGCCCCGGACAGCGGAGGUGUCAGCGCCGAUGAUACGCUGCUAUCUCGGUCGCAAAGCGCUCGCAAAGUCACAUUGAAGAUCAGCAAAGGCAUCACUCCGAGCUCGUCAGUGAACAAAUUUGCCCAGCAGUCUGCAGAGCCUAGGAGGGCGUUCGACCGCGAAUCGCUGUCGGCGAUGCUGCAGACUAGCGUUCUGUCUCCACCCUCAUUGAUCCACAGAUCACCUGGCAUAGCAGGCCCGCUGGCAAAGCCAAUGCGUGGACCUGUAGUUGACGAGUCUCAGCAAGUCCAUCAGCUAUCGUCCAGAGACAUGGAAGACAGUCAUGCCGCACGACCACUUAACUCGCAGCAGACUGUGCCAGUGCGAGGUCCGAUCGUUGAGGAGUCUCAGAAAUCGUUCAACAGCAUACCAAAGGUUCCCGUCUCGACGACUCCUGAUGACGAUCCGUUCGGCAUGAAUGAUGUGCAAUCGUACGACGACUUUGAUUCUCAGAUUCCGUUCCAUGCGGCGUUUUACUCGAGGCAAGCCUUGAAGGCCGGAAAGCCUGCUACCGAGGCAUCCCUGGAGAGGUCGACAGACUCUGACUCCAAGCAGCACAAUGCGUUGCAAGAUCCUCGACUGUCACGUGGUGACUUUGAGAGCACGCAGGAAGCUCAGAAUCAGCUGCAGGGCAUGAGCCAAUUCGAAACUUACAAGAAGCCAAUGCCGGCCCCGAACAGUGGUUCGAAGCUCGUGCGUGCCGCGGAUGAUGUUCCGGCAAGCUCUGGAGGUCGUUCGGAUCGCCAAAACCUGCAAACGCCAGAUCCUCGCGACUCUCCAAAGAGCAGCACAUCGCAAUUUCUCAAGUCUCUAGACAAGCCGAAGAACAGAUACGGAUAUGGCUCAGGCUCCGCCAAGAAGACCAAUGACUCGCGACGGGCCUCAGACGUCCCUAAAGAGAAAGCACCUGUGCCGACGAAGCGCAAAGCCAGUGGCCAGAUCAUUGAUGGCUACGAGCAAGAACGCAAGAAGCGUAUAGGUACAGCCGGAGCGGCUCCAGCUCAAUCCAGGUCGCAGCCGGCGCGAAUCACGUUGUCAAGUUCGCAGGAAACAAUACAAAAGGUAGCUUCCCAGCCGCCCGGCGGGGCAUUUGGCCCACGCAGUGGAGGAUCGACUUCGCGUGUGCGCAACUUAGCGGGCACCUCGCCGCGGCAGACGAGAAGCUCAAAGCUUUCCAAACGUAAGCCAAAGCGGAUAGCCCGGACUUCGAAUCGCGUUGUGUGACUAACGGCCUCGCAGGCGAUGAGAUGAGCAGUCGAUUCCGACGGGAAUUGCGCGAACGCUGA
Lecanosticta acicola is the source of this 4577-nucleotide messenger RNA. Lineage: Eukaryota; Fungi; Ascomycota; Dothideomycetes; Mycosphaerellales; Mycosphaerellaceae. The record is from the annotation of a GenBank genome assembly.